This is a messenger RNA of Thamnophis sirtalis, 726 nucleotides long. RefSeq names its product small ribosomal subunit protein uS3. Lineage: Eukaryota; Metazoa; Chordata; Lepidosauria; Squamata; Natricidae. Gene Ontology annotation, biological process: translation; positive regulation of apoptotic signaling pathway. The record is from RefSeq and is a predicted model, not a curated record. Gene Ontology annotation, cellular component: cytosolic small ribosomal subunit; nucleus. Gene Ontology annotation, molecular function: RNA binding; structural constituent of ribosome.
AUGGCGGCACAGAUAUCCAAGAAGUGAAAGUUGGUGGCCGAUAGCAUCUUCAAAGCCGAACUGAAUGAGUUUUUGACUUGGGAGUUGACUGAAGAGGGCUACUCCAGGGUGGAGGUCUGCGUCACCCUAACCAGGAUCAAAAUCAUCAUCCUUGCUACCAGAACUCAGAACGUUCUGGGAGAGAAAGGACACCGGAUUUGCGAGCUGACAGCCAUGGUUCAGAAGCGAUUUGGCUUCCCGGAGGCCAUUGUGGAGCUCUAUGCCGAGAUGGUGGCCACCUGAGGACUGUGCACCAUCGCCCAAGCCGAAUCCCUGCGGUACAAGCUUCUGGAGGACCUUUCUGUGUGUAGGGUGUGUUACAGCGUCCUCCGUUUCAUCAUGGAAAGCAGAGCCAAGGGUUGUGAAAUGGUGGUUUCCGAUAAACUCCAGGGCCAUGCACCCAUGAAGUUUGUGGACAGGUUGAUGAUCCACAGUGGGGACCCCAUCAAUUACUACGUGGACACUGCCGUGCACCACGUCCUCCUCAGGCAGGAUGUGCUGGGUAUUAAGGUGAAGAUCAUGUUGCCCUGGGAUCCCAGUGGGAAGUUUGGGCCCAAGAAGCCCCUGCCGGAUCACGUCAGCAUCGUGGAGCCCAAAGAAGAGAUCUUGCCCACCACCCCCAUCUCGGAGCAGAAGGGCACCAAGCUGGAUCAGCGGUCAAUGCCCCAGUCUCUGCCCACAACAUAA